Messenger RNA from Brenthis ino (lesser marbled fritillary), 480 nucleotides. NCBI's taxonomy places the organism in Eukaryota, Metazoa, Arthropoda, Insecta, Lepidoptera, Nymphalidae. The record is from the annotation of a GenBank genome assembly.
AUGCCGCAGAAAAUAUUAAUUUUGUUAGUGAUGGAAUUUGUUUUGUUUUAUGUGAACGGACACGAAGAAAAAUCUAGUUUAGCUUUUGUUAUAGAUAGAACUAGUUCAAUGGGAAAAGAAAUAAAUCAAGUGAAGAUCACCACGGACAAAGUUUUUAAUAAUGUAAUUAAUUCAAAAACAAAUCAUAUAGAUAAUUUUGUUUUAGUCACUUUUGAUGAUCCUAAAGUGCAAGUAUGUACUGUCACCCGAAAUGCAGAAGAAUUCAAAAAUGCUCUAAACAAAAUUGAGCUGGUAACGGGAGGUUAUUGUCCUGAAGCUUCUAUGUCAGGCAUUCAACAAGCACUGGAGAUCACUUAUCCUAACUCAUUUAUAUAUGUAUUUACUGAUGCCUCUGCUAAUGAUUAUACAAAAAUGGAAGUUGUUAAAAGUCUCAGCCAGAAAAAGUCAACUCAGGUGGCUGAAUUUUUUCUAUUAAACUAC